CAAAGCUUGGAUCUCACGUGUCGCAGCGCUGCUGCUGGGAGAGAGAGAGGAUGUUGAUAGCUGGGAGGAUUUGGACGAUGAUGGUGCGGAUCUCCGCUUCCAGCACAUCUGCCUUCAGAGUGUGUCCCAAAAGGCCCUGACACUGAGUUGGCAGAAGCGACAGCCUGUGGGAAAAGAAGAGGCCAUGUCUCGGCAGGCGCUGAAGAAUGGAGGGACAGAGCGGCAAGAGGUGCUGUAUGCUGUUAAGGGCAAGCGAGACCAUGCCAUCCAGGAGCUCAGCAGCCAGCUUUCAGUGGAACUCCUGGAGAAGCAUGAAGAUCUGCCAGCUGCAGAGCUACCAGGGUGGUUCUGGGCCGAUGCCGAGGACCCAGGCAUGUUACAGGCCCGGCAGCUCUUCUAUUUGGUCACUGGCCAAGAUUUGCCAGAAGAGCACCAGCCACUAGUGCGAAGCGUGGUCACGCAGAAGAGCCCUGGAGAGGAAGACCUCAGCAAACUCUUUAUGCUCAUUUUGGCCACGGUAUCCAGCAGUCUUGUCUCAAGCAGUCAUCUUCACGUCGCGUUCCAGAGCUUAUCCGCCUCUCGGACACAGCUGCUGCGUUUUGGGAAAAACCUGCUGCCCGGCACGUUGGAUUCCAGCCCCGCAGACCUUCGCAGCUUGUUGGUCUUAGGCAGCCUUUGCUGGCGCUUGCUCACCUGCCUGCAGGAUGCCUACUGCCUACUUGGUGGCGAGGGUGCCCUCUUCAAGAGCCACUUGCGCCUGGAUGGUGGCCCUGUGGUUCUCACAGAGGCAGGCCCAGUGAGGAAGGCCGCAAACGGCUACAGGGUUGGCCUGCGAGGAUGGGAUGAUGAGCAGGUCAUCACGGCAGAUCAGCUCGAGCAAGUGAGGGGUCGUUUGCAGCGGGAGGGGGCUGAGAUUGCUCAAUCCAGGGAUGGCAAACUUCCCAUCGUCAAGAACUUGAGUGGUGAGGUUGCCUUCAAGUUUCACCGCCGAUGGAUGAUCCUCUCAGGUGCCCCUGCAAAGCUUGAGGUGAAGGCACUGGAUUGA
Messenger RNA from Symbiodinium pilosum, 1045 nucleotides. NCBI's taxonomy places the organism in Eukaryota, Dinophyceae, Suessiales, Symbiodiniaceae. The record is from the annotation of a GenBank genome assembly.